UCGUACCUGGAUCAAACCCUUCCAGCCUGGUUCAUCAGGAGGACUGCAGCACUUUUUACCCACAGGCAGCAAAAGAGAGACAGGCAGACAGACAAAAAGCGUUUGGAGGAAUACACAACUUCAGUCUGGUUUGGACCUCUGCAUCUCAGAAGAUCUCCCACAGAUCCUUUGACAUCGGGCUCGGGGUCGGGCCCAGGAGGAGCCGCCACCAUUGCGUCCAACGAGUGGAGCGCCAACGGAAGCCCAGAAGAUGGGCUGGACGGGGACAACGAGGACAAGACCCUGGACGGGGACGCCGAGGGGGUGUGGAGUCCGGACAUCGAGCAGAGCUUCCAGGAGGCUCUCGCCAUCUACCCGCCCUGUGGCAGGAGGAAAAUCAUCCUGUCAGACGAGGGGAAGAUGUAUGGUCGGAAUGAAUUGAUAGCAAGGUACAUAAAGCUGAGGACAGGCAAAACCCGCACAAGAAAACAGGUGUCUAGUCACAUACAGGUGUUAGCACGGAAGAAAGUUCGUGAAUACCAGGCGGGUAUAAAGGCGAUGAAUUUGGAUCAGGCGUCUAAAGACAAAGCCUUGCAGAACAUGGCAGCACUGUCAUCUGCACAGAUCGUCUCCCCCAGUAUGAUCAAGAAUCACCUUCCACCACUGCCUCCUACCCCUUAUCAACCACCCAGAUUCUGGCCGGCUAUGCCAGGACAGCCUGGACCCUCUCAGGAGAUGGUUCUAGAUCUCAACCCGGGAAGGACUCCUGGGUUUGGCCGCACCAGCCAUGCUAUCAAACCUUUUGCACAGCCCCCAUACCCCAGCCUAUCAGGUCCUGUGCCACAACCUAUAACGAGUUAUGAACCCUUAGCACCUCCUCCUGCACCGGCCGCCACAGCAGUGCCAGUGUGGCAGGAUCGGACCAUCGCCUCCUCCAAGCUGCGGAUGCUGGAGUAUUCAGCCUUCAUGGAGGUUCAGAGAGACCCAGACAACUACAGCAAACACCUGUUUGUCCACAUUGGACAGACCAACCCCUCCUACUCCGACCCGCUCCUCGAGGCCGUUGACAUUCGGCAGAUCUACGACAAGUUCCCUGAGAAGAAGGGCGGGCUCAAAGAGCUCUACGAGAAAGGCCCUCAGAACGCUUUCUUCCUAGUUAAAUUCUGGGCGGACUUAAACAGCAGCGGCAUGCAGGACGGGCCUGGCUCUUUCUACGGCGUUAGCAGUCAGUACAGCAGCCUUGAAAACAUGACCAUCACUGUUUCAACCAAAGUCUGCUCAUUUGGAAAGCAGGUCGUAGAGAAAGUAGAGACAGAGUACGCCCGUCUGGAGGGAGGAAAAUGUGUUUACAGGAUCCACCGCUCUCCGAUGUGCGAGUACAUGAUCAACUUUAUCCACAAACUCAAACACUUGCCUGAAAAGUACAUGAUGAACAGUGUUCUUGAAAACUUCACUAUCCUACAAGUGGUGACGAAUCGUGACACCCAGGAGACCUUGCUCUGUAUAGCAUUUGUUUUUGAGGUUUCCACAAGUGAACACGGAGCUCAAUAUCACGUCUACAGACUUGUUAAAGACUAACUGCUCUUCAGGAAGGUUUUAUUCUCCUUGGAAAAGCCAGACAGAAGCGUGACACAAUCUCUCUUCGACCAGCUCAACCAUCCAGGAAAAAGAGAAGAACUAAAAACACUCAAACAAUCCUAGACCGGACUAACACAGACACAUUUAACACUUUAAAGAAAAAAGACCUGUUCACAAAGGAAAAAAAGGAGUGAUUAUCAUCUGCCAGCACACGAAGUAAUUUUGAAGAAUGAUUGAUUUUUCAAACAACUAGCUAUUUUCCAUGUGUUUAAACAUGCUUUAGAUGAAGUGGGUCACUUUUGCCGAGGUAAUGGAGGGAGUUUGAUAUGUUUGACUGAGGGAACGAGAAUGUGUUUAAGGUUUAAAGGACUCUUAUCGUAUUUAAGGGAACUCUGAGCAUUAAGAGUAGUGUGUACAAGAUUUAAAGAGAUAAGAUAGCAGGACCAUGGAAGAGAAAAAACAGAGCCUAGUAGUGUUUUAGUAGGGAUGUUAGGAAAGAAAGUGCCUUUUCUCCAAAGAUAUCAUCGCCUGCCACUUUGGAUUGCCUUUUUUUACUACCUCUUAUUUUUAAUAAACAGAAAAUAGUCGGACAGGUGUAUUUUGUCAUAAAUAUUAGAAAGAAACCUCUCAGUUCUACAUCUUUAGAAGCAGUUUUUGUAUUCUGGCACACAAAGGAAUGGGAUGGGAUUAUCCAUUUUCAUGUAGCCUGUUUUGUACGAAACAAUCGUCCUACAUUUUACAGUCAAAGUGUACAGGGAGAAGGUUUAUUGUGUUACAAUGCCAUUUAGAUUCUGCUUUUUUAAUGUCUUGUUACACAGUUUAAAAAUCAGGUCUUACAAGCAUCUUUCUAUAACUGACUUUUGACACUAGGGAUUCUUUGUACUAUUGCUAGCCUGACAAAAAGCAAAGGCUUUGCCAUCCUUACAAGAUCCCAUUAUUUCUCUCUGUUUGAAGACGUGUGCUUUGUUGCACUUAAAGAUCGAGAAGUGUCGAGGGUGAAGCAACAACAGUGCUUAUUUUCUGCCUUGAGUUAUGUAGCCUAAAUGAGAAAUGAAUUGUUUCUGUACUGUGAGUCAGUGGAUGUCAAAGGAAUAUGUGUUACAUCGGAGUAUGUUUCUUUUUUGUCGGGGGGCGUUGCCUUAAUGUCCAUAUUUGUGAUCAAUAUCUCAGCACAGAGACCAUGGUUUAAAGUGGAGAGAAGUGAAUCACUGUUUCUUUUGUUUAAAAAAGAGAUUGUAUGCUGUGAAGUCAGUUUAUUUGCUUCACCCUUCUCUGCAUAGUGAGUGGAGAAGUUGCAUAUGUUGCUGAAAGUUCAGUUUUGAUAUUUAAGACGAUUUUUUACUGAAAUUACACAUGAAAUCAAACUGAAUAAUUGUCUUGAAUGAGAGCUAUUGUCUCUGUGCUGUGGAGUAUGACCAGUGAUUGUUAUUUAUGGGGUUGGAUAAGA
Cheilinus undulatus (humphead wrasse) is the source of this 3004-nucleotide messenger RNA. It is a transcript of the gene tead3b, whose product is annotated as TEA domain family member 3 b. The coding region runs from base 400 to 1557 and encodes 385 amino acids. Gene Ontology annotation, cellular component: transcription regulator complex. The transcript has 14 exons. Gene Ontology annotation, molecular function: RNA polymerase II cis-regulatory region sequence-specific DNA binding; DNA-binding transcription factor activity, RNA polymerase II-specific. NCBI's taxonomy places the organism in Eukaryota, Metazoa, Chordata, Actinopteri, Labriformes, Labridae. The record is from RefSeq and is a predicted model, not a curated record. Gene Ontology annotation, biological process: hippo signaling; regulation of transcription by RNA polymerase II; embryonic organ development.